AUGUUGACCCCUCAGGGUGAGCAUCAAGAGUCCGUCCUCAACAACGACGAAGGCUAUGAUGAGUCAACUACUCCAGGGCCAGAGGAUGGUCAAGAAAAGACUGAGAGGCUGCAGCCUGACCGAUUACUGCGGGACAGCUACAGUGGCGAUGCACUCUAUGAACUUUUUGCUCCAGAUGAAACUCUUAUUAGUCCACAUUAUAAUAAGAACUCUCAGCUCUCAAGUUCAGACAACGCCAGCCCAGAGGUUUCCUUAGAAGAAGAGUCAGUCGAGGUCUAUGACAACCUUAGACCCAUUGUGAUUGAUGGGUCAAAUGUUGCCAUGAGCCAUGGAAACAAAGAAGUAUUCUCCUGCCGUGGCAUUCAACUUGCUGUUGAAUGGUUUAGAGAGAAAGGCCACAAAGAUAUUACGGUUUUUGUCCCGGCCUGGAGAAAAGAGCAAUCGAGACCGGACGCCCUCAUUACAGAUCAAGAAAUAUUACGACGACUAGAGAAAGAAAAAAUCUUGGUUUUCACCCCGUCCCGUAGAGUUCAAGGCAGGAGAGUUGUGUGCUACGAUGAUCGCUUCAUAGUGAAGCUGGCUUAUGAUUCUGAUGGAAUUAUUGUGUCGAAUGAUAACUACAGAGACUUACAAAAUGAAAAACCUGAAUGGAAGAAGUUUAUUGAGGAGCGUCUCCUUAUGUACUCUUUUGUCAAUGACAAAUUUAUGCCACCUGAUGAUCCAUUGGGAAGACAUGGGCCUAGCUUAGAAAAUUUUCUGCGCAAACGACCUGUGGUUCCAGAGCAUAAAAAGCAGCCAUGUCCUUAUGGUAAAAAGUGCACAUAUGGACACAAGUGCAAGUACUAUCAUCCAGAGCGCGUGAACCAGCCAGUCCGCUCUGUGGCUGACGAACUUCGGGCUUUUGCUAAACUGUCAGCAGUGAAGACAAUGAGUGAAGGAGCUUUAGUAAAAUAUGGUACAGCAGCUUUGAAGGGGGACUGCUGCUCAGAGGCUAAACGUGUGGCUCCCAAACGCCAAUCAGACCCCAGUAUUCGCUCAGUGGUCUGUGAGCCUCAAGAGGCACUCUCUCUGAUUAAAAAGUCAGAGACAAAUUCGGUGCCUUCUCUUGUGACUGCUCUCAGCGUUCCCACAAUGCAACCAGCCAAGAGCCAUGCAGCUGGGGCCUUGAACACGCGCUCUGCCAGCAGCCCUGUGCCCGGCUCUUUGCAGUUUGGACGCAGUUCCUUGGAGCACACGUCCAGUGUACAGUAUCCACCAAUAUUGGUCACAAACAGUCACGGUGCAUCUAUAACUUACUCGGACCAGUUCCCAAAGUUUGACUCAGUUGUCAGUGACCACGGCUAUUAUUCACUGCACAGUGACUUCUCAAACAUGAGCAUGAGCAGCAUGCAUAAUGUCGACAGUUUCUGUAGCAUGGAGCAUGAACAUGGUAUGUAUCAGAGAAAUCUCAGCCAUUGCGCUGAAUCCUGCCUCAGCCACUCGAACAGUGAUUCUUUCUCGUCUUAUGGAGACAUGUAUCAGAGCUCAGUGGACAGCAGUCUGGACGACAGGUUCAAAGUUAUGGGCCUGAGGACCCUAAACAAGGUCCAUGUAAGCAGCAAGCGGCUCAUCACGCCCUACAUAUCCAACAUGCUGCUGUUGGAGCCAGAUCAAGCUGUCCUGGAGACUAUCCUCUAA
Molecule: messenger RNA, 1677 nt
Organism: Knipowitschia caucasica
Lineage: Eukaryota; Metazoa; Chordata; Actinopteri; Gobiiformes; Gobiidae
Source: the annotation of a GenBank genome assembly